Anthonomus grandis grandis is the source of this 2218-nucleotide messenger RNA. Its product is annotated as poly(ADP-ribose) glycohydrolase. The transcript has 9 exons. The coding region runs from base 219 to 2186 and encodes 655 amino acids. Lineage: Eukaryota; Metazoa; Arthropoda; Insecta; Coleoptera; Curculionidae. Gene Ontology annotation, molecular function: poly(ADP-ribose) glycohydrolase activity. Gene Ontology annotation, cellular component: nucleus; cytoplasm. The record is from RefSeq and is a predicted model, not a curated record. Gene Ontology annotation, biological process: ATP generation from poly-ADP-D-ribose; nucleotide-sugar metabolic process; carbohydrate metabolic process.
UUGCAGCAGUUUGAACUUUGAAUUUUUCCUCUGGAUGUGGUCAACUGGUCAAUGUUUUGUUAUUGUUUUGAGGUUUUAUUACUAAAUAUGUUGAUUUUUAAAUUGAAAGGCAAAUUGUAUGGGUUACCGUCCCUAUAAUUAGUCAAAGUGGUAUAAAUAUUGCAACAUGUUAAACAAAGUGCAGUAAGUUCUCAGCUGUUCUCACUGAAGGAAUUAACAUGUCAGAAAGUACCAUAACUCAACCAAAAACAUGGAGAGGCACAAGUAUAAAAGAUAUUUGUGGCGGCAAGGGCCCAUGGUCUUUCACGGUGACCCCCUUGAGUCCCUCAAAGUACCAUUCGGUCUUGUAUGAACUUCCUGCCACUUUAGAUGGCCCUCCGAUACCGAGGGUGUCGAAGGAACCCCAUUUGUGGCAUGAAGAUCACGUUCGGAUGCCUUUCUCUACAAAGAACUUGUUCUCAGUGGACGAAAUUAACAUAAAAGAAAGAUGGAAACUAAUUCAGGAUGCAUUGAAACAACCCAUCACCAAUAGUAAAGAGCUUGAAAGUGCUCUGAAAAAGUACAAUAGAACUUUACCGAAUUUUGGUGCUCUCCAUUAUUUUUUGCAUGAGGAGUUAGGUGAAGAAGAGUCAGAGCAGUUUUUCAAAAACCUUUUGCCAAACAUUAUCAGUUUGGCCUUAAGGCUUCCGGAAUUGUUACCCAGCGGGAUACCAUUGCUCAAGCAGAACCACAAUAGGUCUUUGAGCAUGUCCCAGCAGCAGGUUUCUUGUAUUUUAGCCAAUGCUUUUCUUUGUACUUUUCCAUGGAAGCAGAAUGUGGCUGCAAGUUAUCCUGGGGUUAAUUUUGUAAGCUUGUUUUCGGCAUUCCAAAGAGAAAAACGGAAAGAUUGCGUAUGCGAGAAGUUGAAGUGCAUCUGUAACUAUUUCAGGAGAGUCACUCAAAACGUUCCAUUGGGUACAAUCACCUUCGAACGAAAAUUCAUCCCGAGAAGCAACAUGCCCCGAUGGGACACCCUGAAGAAUAACUUGGGAAACACGAGAAUCCAUUUGGAUAGCGAGGGUACCAUCGAGGAGAACGGCCGGGGGUUUCUACAGGUCGAUUUCGCUAACAAAAAUAUUGGCGGGGGCGUAUUAGCAUACGGCUGCGUUCAGGAGGAAAUACGUUUCGCCAUUUGUCCCGAAUUGAUUGCCGCCAGAUUAUUCGUGGAACAAUUGGGAAACGGAGAGGCGGUGAUUAUUAUAGGUACCGAAAGAUUCAACAGUUACACCGGCUACGGCGACACGUUCGAAUGGUCCGGAGACUAUCGUGACGUCACUCCCCGGGACAUCUACGGUAGACUUCGCACUAGUGUUUGCGUCAUCGACGCCACCAUGUACCACAGACCGAAAGAACAGUUUUCCGGAUCGCAGAUGAUCCGCGAAUUAAAUAAGGCCUACGUGGGGUUCCAUAGUAGAGACCCUCCGCCCAUAGCCCCUGUCGCCACCGGAAAUUGGGGCUGCGGCGCCUUCAGGGGCAGUAAACAGUUGAAAAGUCUGAUCCAGUUGAUCGCGUGCGCCGCCGCCGGACGCGAUAUGGUUUAUUACUCUUUUGGGGAUACGCAAUUGGUCGAGGAGUUUUAUUAUGUUCAUUUGUUUUUUGGGAAUAACCAGAUUACCAUCGCUCAACUUUGGCGUUUGUUGGGGCAGUUCGCCAGUAAGAAUUUAUCGGAAGACAAACUGUUCUCGUUCAUUCAGCAGGCGCAUUUCGAGAGCAAAAACCAACCGAACAAAUCCAUCCAGACUAUAACGAAGUUUUUCACUAAAAAGACUUUGGACUCUCCUAGGAGUAGGAAUUCCUCCUCACCUUCCAAGGCUUCCCAAGAGAAACCGGUUAAUAACAACAAGAAAGAACCGGCGGAAAUUCCUAUGGACCUGGAAGAAAACGCAGUGGAAUCGUUGUCGCCGUGUAGCGACGACGUGGUCGAGUCCAGUCAACCGGAAGAGUCGCCGUAUUUCAAAAAACUGAUGGUCAAAGUACAGUCGAGCGCAAAGAAACGCUCCAUCGAGGAAAAAUUACCGAAAACCGACCUGUCGAGGAUCUUCGAGAUGUUGGAUGACGAAGGGAAUAAUUGCAAGGAAACGGGGGAGGAGCACCAAGUUCCCUUAACGGAAGUGAUAGUCCAUAGAAGUGAUGUAAAACAAUCGUGAUUUUUAUUUGUAAUAUACUCGUGUUAUACCGA